This is a messenger RNA of Ruditapes philippinarum (Manila clam), 1085 nucleotides long. RefSeq lists its product as uncharacterized. Bases 77 to 880 code for a protein of 267 amino acids. The record is from RefSeq and is a predicted model, not a curated record. The transcript has 2 exons. NCBI's taxonomy places the organism in Eukaryota, Metazoa, Mollusca, Bivalvia, Venerida, Veneridae.
CCUUUAAAUCUCAGUGGAGUUCCUUUAAAAUGCAACCCUAACAUUUGAACAGUGUAUUUUACUGUGUUUUACAGGUAUGUAUAUGGUCCUCGGCUUCGUUUCCGGUAUGGUAUGCGUACUUAUCAUCGGCUUGAUAGUCUACCUUAUAUGCAGGUGUAGACAACCCGCAGACGACAAACAUUCCCGAUUAAACGACCAGACAAAUGAUCAAAAUGAUGACCAUAGCGUUCACUACAGUUCAAAAGACGACUCCGUCCAUAUUUCCCCGCCUCAUUCCGAUAUUACUUACGAUACAGUGUAUGAUUUGGAAACGGAAUCACCAUUUCGUCGAACGCAACGCCUCAUUCGGAUGGGUUCAGCUAAUUCUUGGAGACAUGCGCAGACACGUCGAAUGCCAACGGAUGUCAAUGAUCCCCCAGAAGCCGGUUACACGUGGCGGGGUAUGAUUGGUGGAGACGUUGAAAUAAUAAACACGGAAUUACGUCUUCAUGGAAUAGACCAAUCGCUUGCUAACAGAUAUGAUGAAGCCUCAGGUUAUGGAAGCGCGCACGCGAUUGUCGAGCACCAAGGUGCCCGUAGAGCAGACGACAGGAGUGACUUUGACGAAAUUGAAGCGUUGUAUGAUUUACCAGAACGCUCAGACAGUUUUGACUUUGAAAAAGGCAAGCGUAGGAGCGGUAAAAAUCCACGGAUUCCGACUGACCCCAGAUUCCUGGAAAUCCGCACGUCUCGAAGUUCCGAAUCAAACGAAGAAAAUAUCUAUGCAACCAUUAAGAAAACAUUUCAGAAGAUUAAAGACGAAAUGGCCGAAGAGGCGAAAAAAUCUGCCGAGGAUGAUGAAGAUUUAGAUAAAAUGACUUACACAGUGAAAUUAAAUUAACAGUUUUUGUCAUACUUGACAUUUUUCCAAGGUGACAGAAUUGGAUUUAAGUUGAUUUAUUAUAUCUAUUUAUUACAUCUUUGUGUUAUUUACAGCUUUUACUGACUUUAUUUGGACAAAUAUGAAUGCUUUAAGCGAUAAAUGACAGAGCGUACUUCGUCUUUUGACAUAUUUUACACCAAUGCAUAUUAACUACAUAAUUUUA